GAUCUCUAGUAAACAAAUUAUUGUAAACGUUACUCGUUUAAAAUCUAGAGUUACAAAGAGUUGAUCUAGCAUAGAUCUAGACUAGAUCUCUAGUAUCAUCUAGUAGUCUAGAUUCUAGUUCUAGAGUCUAGAUAGAUCAAUUUCUUUCUGACUAGAUAUAGCAUCUACGACCCACAAACUAAAAAUACUACUAGUACUACGGCAACUAAUAUUGAACUAGAUCUAGGCCAAUCUAGCAGUUUGAAGCAUCUUUGUGCUGAUUUAAGUGACCAUGAAGAGCUCAGCUUUACUGUCUGGAGCAGCUAAGGCAGCAUCAUACAACAUGCUGCUGCAGCUGGCAUUGCGAAUGACAACAUUUGUUUUAAAUGCAUUCAUUCUGAGAUAUAUUUCUAAAGAUCUUCUAGGAAUUGUUAAUGUUAGGUUAACUUUGCUUUAUUCAACAACCUUAUUUCUAGCAAAAGAAGCUUUUGACAGAGCAUGUCUCAGCAAGUCAGAGGAAAGAGAUUGGAGACAGGUCAUCAAUCUUCUUUGGUGCACUUUUCCAAUAGCAUUAAUUUGGUGUGGCAGCCUGGGAUACAUUUGGUUAUAUGUUUUGGAUAACCCUGAUAGUACUUCAUCUAUUACUGGAUAUACAGCAGGUGUUAUCUGUUACUCCAUGUCCACUGCCAUUGAAGUUUUAGCAGAGCCUUUAUUUGUUGUUGGACAAAGUUUUCUGUUUGUCAAACUAAAAGUAGUCUUGCUUGGCAUUUCACAAGGUAUUAAAUGUAUACUCACAGUUUUCCUAGUUUUAAUGCAGCCACAGUGGGGCAUAAUCAAUUUCUCCAUAGCACAAUUAGUUUCCAGUAUAGUUUACGUGACACUUUAUCAUGGGUACUUUGCACAUUAUAUCCUGAAGAAUAAAAAGGAUGAUGAUUUCCCCUUGAAGUCUAUACGUGAUAUGUAUCCAAGAAUUAUUCCUAAUAAACCAUUUAUUGACCUCCACAUGGCAAGCUUGACGUGGAGCUUUUUUAAACAAUCAUUUUUGAAACAAAUAUUAACUGAAGGGGAGAAGUACAUAAUGACAUUUUUUGAUGUUCUCUCUUUUGCGGACCAAGGCAUUUAUGAUGUCAUCAAUAACUUGGGAUCACUUGCUGCCCGCUUUGUGUUUCUUCCUAUAGAAGAAAGUAGCUAUUUGUUUUUCUCUCAAAUUCUGACCAGGGGUUCUCCAGCACACAAACAAAGUCAGGAUUCACUAAGAUUAUGUGCAAGUGUGUUAGGUGUUCUUCUAAAAGCAGUCUCUUUGAUUGGUGCAAUUAUUCUUGUCUUUGGUUAUUCCAAUGCUUACUUGGCUUUACAUUUAUAUGGAGGAGAAAUUUUGUCCACUGGAAGUGGUCCCCUACUGCUUAGAUGGUAUUGUUUGUAUGUGUUGUUUAUAGCAGUGAAUGGAACCACUGAAGCCUUUGUAUUUGCUGCCAUGAGCAAAGAGGAAGUUGAUAAGUAUAACAAAAAGAUGUUGCUUUUCUCAGGACUUUUCUUGUUUUCUUCAUGGUUGCUGACCUCUUUGAUAGGCAGUGUAGGAUUUAUUUUAGCUAAUUGCCUUAAUAUGGUUGCACGCAUAAUUCACAGUUUGUAUUUUAUUUCUGAAUAUUUUCACAACACAACGUAUCAUCCCCUUUAUGGUGUGGUUCCAUGUCUUCCAGUUGUAUUUAGUCUGAUUGUUUCACUCCUGGUUACAUCUAUUUCUGAGUAGAACAUCCUUGGAUAUGAUGGAGCCAAGAUAAAAAUGGUCAGCAUUUCCAGUGGUUGGCCAUAAUUGCAUAAAUGCUUACGUAAGGUGCAGUAUUCGUGUUCUGGACUAGUAUAAUCUUAAUCUUGUUUUGACCUAUUGUAAAUGAAGUUAAUCUUUUUUUUUCUGAAAUUAAAUAAAUACUAGAAUUUACUAGAGACUACAUCUAUAGAUCUAGAAUCUAAAGCUGUAGUUGACUCACUCUACUUUAGAGGUUAACUCUAGCCUCUCUCUUCUCUAGUUAAACUUAGAAAGAUUAUAUCUACUCUAUGAUCUAGCCAAUAUUAAACUUUAUUAAAUUUUAAAUUAAAUAUAUAUAGAUAGAUCUUGACUUCUAGUAAACCUUAUAUAGAUUUAGAACUAUAUAGAUCUAGAUUAAUAAAUUAAUAAUAUUAAUAGAAGUUAGAAUUAGGUACUUUGACAUCCCUACUCCACUGACCUAUAAACUGCUAGACUAGCUGCUAUAUAUAUCUAUAUAGUUUUGAAACACCAUGGCUAGACUUCCAAAACCAUGGUGUUAGUUGAUUGAUUGUUGUUUUUACAUUUGCUUCAUGUUUUAAAAACCCUCAUGCUAAUCUUAAAGGAGGAUUCUUAAGCUUUUCAAUGAUACCACAUUGUCAACAAAUGAAAGUCGUAUUUAUUUAGAAAAUUUACAGUAAAGUCAUAGGUAAGAAUGAUUUUGCAUUUAAUAUAAUUUUUAAGCAAGCUUGGAAUUUUUUUAUUGAAUUUAGACCUAGAUUUAUGCUUAAAGUUUGUUAUUUCAUUAUUUUUUAAUGAAAUUUUGUCCUCCAAAAUUAAAAAAACUUCCCCCAACAUGCUAUAAAUGAUGCCAAAUUAGGCUAUUUUUCUAAAUGGGUACGUGGAAAAAUUAUAACUACCAUAACAAUCUAUGACUAUAGUAUCACAAUCAAUAUUUUUAUUAUAGAGUAGUGUUAGAAAUAUUUUUUUUCUAUAUUUAGGUACACAAAAUAUAAAAGGAAAUCAGCUAAUUAAGGCAAGUUUGGGUCCAUCCUGAAGAUGUUAAAUAAAGUCACUCCAUGAUGCAGUGACAUGUGGCGCCAGACAUUAGUAAUUCUUGUGGAUAAUAUGAAGUAUAAAUGAUUUAUGCAUUGUUUAACAGCUUAUCUUUGAUCAACCAAGUGGAGAGAAUGCUAUCAAGGUGUUAUUUUACAUUAUAUUUAUAAAUAUUAUAAAGCUGAGGAAUUUUCUACGAAACGGCAUUCUAGAAAAAGGAUCGAAGUCAAUUUUCAAACUAUUGGAUUAGCUGUGAAUGAAUGCAUGUUAGCUACAUGUGAGAUGAAACAUUCAAAUUCAAAAUCAUAUAAUGGGGUAGCUGUGUUCCAAAUUUCAAGCUUUUAUCUAUUAUGGUUAUAAAGUUAUGAUGAGAUAAAGACGAAAAUUCAUUUUUUCGAUCACAGCUUUUUGGACAUUUUCUAUAGUCCAUUU
Biomphalaria glabrata is the source of this 3211-nucleotide messenger RNA. Its product is annotated as protein RFT1 homolog. Gene Ontology annotation, biological process: glycolipid translocation; dolichol-linked oligosaccharide biosynthetic process. Lineage: Eukaryota; Metazoa; Mollusca; Gastropoda; Planorbidae. The transcript has 15 exons. The coding region runs from base 272 to 1729 and encodes 485 amino acids. Gene Ontology annotation, cellular component: endoplasmic reticulum membrane. The record is from RefSeq and is a predicted model, not a curated record.